Molecule: messenger RNA, 4187 nt
Organism: Oreochromis aureus
Lineage: Eukaryota; Metazoa; Chordata; Actinopteri; Cichliformes; Cichlidae
Gene: slc2a10
Product: solute carrier family 2 member 10
Exons: 6
Coding region: 249-1916 (555 amino acids)
Biological process (GO): transmembrane transport
Cellular component (GO): membrane
Molecular function (GO): transmembrane transporter activity
Source: RefSeq, a predicted model, not a curated record
UGACGACCUCUGGCGUCAAAACUUGGCCAAGAAAUUCUUCUUUGCAAUUCGACACUGCUGCCACGUAGCCCCAACUUCCUGGAGGGCCAGAGGUUUUCCAGGAGCAUUUUUGUGUAUUGUUUUCUGCUGCCAGAGGGCUUCCUGUGGGCGCCAGAGCAGGAGGACAGCACACGAAAUGCAGAUCAUCUUUUUAUUGUUUCCCAUAUACUCUACAGUGAAUGUCUUCUGAAAGAUGGAUUUAGAGCUUCAUGGUCUGGCUUAAAUGUGCACAUAACAAGACCGAAGCAAUGAGUCGUCCUAUCACCCCACUGGCCAGUGUGGUGUCUACUCUGGGCGGACUUGUCUUUGGUUAUGAGCUGGGCAUCAUAUCGGGUGCUUUACUGCAGCUCAAGGCUGAUUUCAGGCUGUCGUGCAUUCAGCAGGAGGCGCUGGUCAGCUCCUUGCUGAUAGGAGCCUUGCUGGCCUCGAUCAUUGGCGGCUGCCUAAUUGACCGUCAUGGCUCCAGGAACUCCAUCCUCAUCAGCAAUGUCAUGAUCCUGACAGCCAGCCUGGUUCUGCUCAUCAACUCAUUCUUAGCACUGGUUAUAGGAAGGAUCACAAUAGGCUUUGCCAUGUCUGUAUCCUCCAUGUCCUGCUGCCUCUUUGUGUCUGAGGUAGUAAGUCCAGACCGCAGAGGUUUCCUGGUAACACUGUAUGAGGCUGGGAUUACUGUGGGCAUCCUGUCAGCUUAUGCCAUUAACUAUAUCCUGUCUGGCUCUAAAAGAGGGUGGAAGUGGAUGUUUGGUCUAGCUGUGGUACCAACACUGGUACAGCUCAUGUCCAUCUGCUUACUCCCUUCCAGUAGUAAGGAUUCUUUCAACCAGAGUCAGUGCUUUCAAAAUGACAGGACUGAAGCCCAAGAAGCAGAUGACUCAAAAGUGCAGUCUAGCAAGAGAAAUAAGAAGGUUCAACACAGCACUUUCUACCUGUUCAAGCGCCAGGACAAUAUGAGGACUCGGACUGUCAUCGGGCUGGGAUUAGUACUCUUUCAGCAGUUCACAGGCCAGCCAAACGUACUCUUUUAUGCCUCCACCAUCUUCCACACAGUGGGAUUUCAGAGUGACUCCUCAGCAGUGUUGGCAUCAGUUGGGUUGGGAUUGGUCAAAGUGAUUGCUACUCUGAUAUCCAUGGCGUUUUCAGACAGAGUGGGCAGAAGGCCUCUGCUCAUCGGAGGCUGCUCUGUCAUGGCUCUGUGCCUAAUAACCAUCGGACUCCUCAGUGGACAUUCGCAGGUGACCGCUAUGAGACCUUGUAAUUCUCAAAACAUUGAUGAUAACGAAACACAUGCAUAUCACUCACCUGUUGGCAAUGACUCUGUUUUUGAUACGUCUCUGGCUGGAAGCCACUCUCUUUUUAAAAACACCACACAAGAUAAAGAUGUAGUGUUCAAUAAAAUCGGCCACAUUUCUUUGGAACCCACUCCAGAAACUUUUCCUAAAGUCCACGGCAAAGUAUUCAACUGGAUCAUCCUCCUGUGUAUGAUGGGUAUUGUCAGUGCAUACUCUGUUGGAUUUGGACCAAUGACAUGGCUCCUCCUGAGUGAAAUAUUUCCAGCUGCUGUUAAAGGAAGAGCAUUCGCAUUCACCAACUGCUUCAACUGGGCUGCAAAUCUGCUGGUCACCUUCACCUUUUUGAAUGUUAUUGAUAUGAUUGGACUGUCAGGGAUGUUUCUUGUGUAUGGGCUAACUGCUGUGGCAGCUGCAGUGUUCUUCUACUUCAUGCUACCAGAGACAAAAGGGAAGACUCUGGAGGAAAUAGACAAGGAGUUGCGUUUGAACAGGUUUUACCACCAUCGGGAGUGCUGUGGCUUCAUCAGCAGCAGAAAUACCUCCCCGCGAUACCAGAGAGUGCACUAUCAGGUUUGCACAUCGGACUGAACCAAAAAGAUAAUGAACUGUUUAGGAAGACAUCACCUCAAACAGCUGACCUGAAAUCUUUAGUCAAAAUAAAAGUCGAUAGUUAGCGUGUGCCUAAGUUCAUGAGGGUUGAACAUGAAUGAUAUAGGACUUUGUAACAUGUCUUUUGAAUUUAACUGGGUGACAUGAGUUUUUGUUUUUUUUACCAUUGUGGGCUUAUUGGAUUUCUUUGUUAAGGGAACUUAACAGGUCAACUAUCUUUCCAGCUCUUGCUUUAGAACAAACAAACAACCUUUAUUUGUCACAUACACAUUCAUACAGAGUACAACAUGUAGUGAAAUGCUUGUGUCCAAGCUGCAGAGACAUAGAUGUAGCUGCGGCAUUCCAGGACAUGGUUUUAGCAUCGGGGGGGGUGUCUAGCCAGGACCCUUACUGGAUACUGGGUGGGGAAUACAAACGUGCGAGUCUCACUCCAAAGGUGUGUAGUCUUACCACUACACUAUCCAGCUGCAGGGGAUAGUGGGGAUGAGAGGUGACUGUCAAAUAAAAAGUUUGCUUGUUUAUCUCAAAGUAUCAACAUUAAGUGCCCUUCCCCCCGAAAAAAGUGUUAGGGAGUGCAUAUAGACACUGGAAUUGGGAGCUGUCUACUAGAAACGUGAACUUGAGUUCAGCAGGUUUAAACACUCAACACUGUGUUUUGCAAGGGGGCAAAAUGAUUGUCAAUGCAACUGUGUAUGUGUGGUUUCACUGUCAAAUUAAAUUACAGCUUUUUUUUUUUCCCCCCCCAUACACUGAAACAAAACAAAUACCAUUACUACUCCACUAGUUUACAUAAGUGUUACACACAAGAUUAUAAUGCAGUGGAAGUUCACAGAAGUCCUGAUGACAUGGCAACAAAAGAAAUGCACUCUGGAACUUCUGCAUCUACUUUAUUUGUAGUCUUGAGGAGGACGGCAAAUUUUUUGGACUUUUCAUAGAUUUUACAGCUUGUCCUACUGAAUAAAUCUUUCAUACUACACCAAAGUAACUGUUUCCCCACCAUCUACAACAGAAAUGUGUGUGUGUGUGUGUGUGUGUGUGUGUGUGGAGGGGGGAGUUAUAGUCCAUCACAACUGGCCUAUAAGCAGACACAUCCUUAUGGUAGACUUUUUGAAUGGGAGGAGGACAAUUAAUGGCAGAAAAACCAACUGUGUUCCAUCUAUGUGAACAGGCUUCAAAUUCUUGAUACUGUGCAACAUCUGAAGAAAAACAUCCACUUCAACUGGACACAGAUUUGUUUUUGCACAGAAAGAGGUAGUAGAUUUUAACAAGUAGUAGAAACGGCAUACAUCCGAUUGGUGCUGUGGGACAGAGUUGUAAACACUGAACUCGAGAUGGCAACACCUUUCAAAACUGAAGUUGCACUUUGGGAUACACACACAUUUCUUCUGCAUAUUUAUAUUUUCAGUGUUCAUUUAGCAUCAGUGCAUCUUUCUUAAAAAACUCUUAAUUUCCAGAUGUUGCAUUUGUAGCAGCCAAGUCUGUGUAAUCAUGACAGACAUGAAUCAGACAGAUUUACCUGAUAAAUAAAACACAUUUAUUUACACAAAUAUUUUCAAAUACUAGUCUUCUACAUAAGGACAGAAAAAUAUAUACAGUGAUGUAGGGAUUUAAACUGCUCCAUUGUCAGGUCAAUGUAUACUUGUUUUGAUUUAUUUGCAUUUUCAGGUUUUGAAAUGGAAAAAAGGCAAAUGUACAGCAGGAUCUAAAACUUGCACUUUCAAACUCUGGCACUAAAACAUUAGGGGAAACUAUCUUUCAAAUGCUAUUAUACUCCACCGCUUCCCUCAACGUGUUGGUGAAAGCCAACUAACUGCAGGACUCUUCAAAAAGCAUGUCACUCACUAUACAUAAGAGGUGAACUUUUCUCUAACAGUCACCAGCAGGUAGGGCUGUCUCAGUGAAAGGAUUAUACCUGCCCUACGCAAUGCAACAUUAAUCUUAAUUUACUUUACUUACUCUGGAUUUUAAGGGCUGCAGUUCCCUCAUUUAAGCACACUCCUUUUCAAAUAGAUGGGAGUCUAUCGCAUUUUGCUGUCGUUUCUGGUUGCACUUGCUUCUCAAUUCUGUUUCAUUUGUGGAGCGGCACGUGAAGAGAGUUGAUGACAGCCCCUUAUCUUAUUCUUCAGUUCCAUAAAAAGUUCAGCAGAGGAACAUAGAGGGCCAACAAUGUUCCUCCUCUGAUUGUGUCCUGAUUACACAAAUAUACAUCCUCGCAUGUGGCUUUAAAGCACAAAGGUGUUCCAAAAAAAA